This is a messenger RNA of Strongylocentrotus purpuratus (purple sea urchin), 654 nucleotides long. RefSeq names its product extensin-2-like. NCBI's taxonomy places the organism in Eukaryota, Metazoa, Echinodermata, Echinoidea, Camarodonta, Strongylocentrotidae. The coding region runs from base 1 to 654 and encodes 217 amino acids. The record is from RefSeq and is a predicted model, not a curated record. The transcript has a single exon.
AUGAUUACAUUAAUCUUACCUCAACUUCUCAUCCACCCUACCUCUCCGUCAUCCUACCUAUAUUACCACUUUACAUCUACUACCAUCCUACCUCUACCCCCAUCCUACCUCUAUACCGCCAUCCUACAUGUACCGAUAUCCUACCUCUACUACAACUCUCCAUCUACUACCACCUUACAUCUACUACCAUCCUACCUCUACCGCCAUCCUACCUCUUUUACCAUCCUACAUCAUCUAUCAUCCUACCUCACCCGCCACCCUACCCCUGCCGACACCUCUGCCACCACCCUUCCUCUGUCACCACCCUUCCUAUGCCACCACCUUGCCUCUACCACCAUCUCUCCUCUCCGACAACACUACCUCUGCCACCAACCGUCCUCUACCACCACUCUACCUCUGCCACCACCCUUCCUCUACCGCCACCCUGCCUCUGCCACCAUCCUGCAUCCACCACCACCGCCCUUCGUCUACCACCAUCUCUCCUCUCUGACCAUCUCUCCUCUCCGAAAAUUCUACCUCUUCUACCGCCUUUUCUCUUAUACCACUACCUCUAUACGACCACCCUACAUUUACUACCUCUUCUACCACCACUCUGCCUCUUCUACCAUCACACUUCCUCUACCAUUACCCUUCCUCUAUCAAUACCCUUUUUAG